UUGUGACAAGACCGUGACUGACGCAAGCACCGACACGGGUGCCCCCCCAUCCGGUGCGACGGAGAUGACGACUCUAUUCCAAUCGCUCGACGAGGCAGCAGGGCUUGAGUUCCACGGCUUUGUGGACGGGAAACGGGCGUUUUCUGAGUUCUUGCCCUUUGUACCUGAGAAGAUUCAGUCGAAGGUGUCGGACCACGCCAUGGCGUUCAUGACCAAAGGCUCGGGGUUUCUACCCUUGCGCUCCCCUUCCUCCGCCGACGGAACCUUCCCUUUCGAGGACCUUCAGGCAUGCAAAGAGGUGGACGUCAUCGCCCUGGCCCGAGAACGGUGUUACGUGGCGGUUAACACGCAAAUGAGUCAGUCCUCUUUCCACGUGCACCGGUAUUCGCCCGUAGCUCCCGAACCCGUGGAGGGAAAGGAGGGAGGGAAGAAGGAAGCGAAAGAGGACAAGCAGGCAGGCGAGGAGGUAGAAGCAUUGCGUCCUCCUUCGUGGAGAUUGAAGCCGCGCAUUUCCCUUGAGGGAUCGCGGCCACCGAAAAUGACACACAUGCGUAGUCAAGAAGGCUUUCUGCUUGAGCUUUUCUCGAAUUUGCCAGACCUGGAGGAAAAAGCCGGCGCCCUCUUUGCCCGGGCGGCCGACUCCCAGAAGCGCUUGCUGAUCAUGGCCCUCAACGAAGGUGACGUGGACUUGCUCGUCAACUUCGUAUGCUCGGCACGACAAGCCAGCAUUUCGGUGGAGAAUUUGGUCGUGAUUAGCGCGGACAAGAGCGUGGUGGACAUAGCGGAAGCCCUGAACCUGCACGCUUUCUCCCAUCCCGGCUUCGGAACCUUGCCUAGCGAACGCUCCGGGCGGUACGGUGACGAGAAUUUCCAGGUCAUGAUGUGGUUGAAGGUCGUGUCCGUGUGGAUAGCCAUCCGACUGGGAUACCACGUCCUCUUCCAGGACGCAGACCUCGUGUGGCUCAAAUCACCAUGGGAGGCCUUCGCGGACACAAGCAUCGACGGGUUUUUUAUGGACGACGGCGCGCGCUCAGAGCGCUUUUCUCCCCUUUACGCCAAUAGUGGCUUUUACUUCUUGCGGUCCAAUCCCAUCGUCAUCCACUUCAUGCAAGGACUCCUGUUGUCAUACGACGCCAUCAGACAGUGCGCGAGCCAUCAGACGGUCUUCAUUCGGGAGAUAACGGAGCACAUGUCGAGGAGUGGCAUGAAGGUGAAAGUCUUGCCUGACAGGGAUUUCCCGCAGGGGCAGGUUUUCCACCACCAGAAGGCUUUGAUGAGGGAAAUUACAGCUCAGAUGCGAUGCUUAAAACUCAGAAGGAAGGACAAAUAA
This is a messenger RNA of Nannochloropsis gaditana CCMP526, 1330 nucleotides long. RefSeq lists its product as uncharacterized. Gene Ontology annotation, molecular function: glycosyltransferase activity. The transcript is spliced from 4 exons. Gene Ontology annotation, cellular component: Golgi apparatus. The coding region runs from base 65 to 1330 and encodes 421 amino acids. The record is from RefSeq and is a predicted model, not a curated record.